Messenger RNA from Ochotona curzoniae (black-lipped pika), 1951 nucleotides. It is a transcript of the gene NIPSNAP2, whose product is annotated as nipsnap homolog 2. The coding region runs from base 27 to 887 and encodes 286 amino acids. The record is from RefSeq and is a predicted model, not a curated record. The transcript is spliced from 10 exons. Gene Ontology annotation, cellular component: mitochondrion. NCBI's taxonomy places the organism in Eukaryota, Metazoa, Chordata, Mammalia, Lagomorpha, Ochotonidae.
GGCGGGAGCCCAGGAACCGGAGCAAGAUGGCGUUCCGAGUGCUGCGCGCCCGUGGAGCGGCCUCGCUCGGAGGCCUCCUGCAACGAGCCGCGCCUCGCAGCCUCCUGCCCAGGCUCCGGAGAUUGACAUCUUCCAGUAACAAAGCAAAAGAAGACAGCUGGCUGAAAUCCUUGUUCGUCCGGAAGGUCGAUCCCAGAAAAGAUGCUCACUCCAAUCUCCUGGCCAAAAGAGAAACAAGCAGUCUGUACAAGAUACAGUUUCACAAUGUUAAGCCGGAAUGCCUAGAAGCAUACAACAAAAUUUGUCAGGAGGUGUUGCCAAAGAUUCAUGAAGAUAAACAUUACCCCUGUGCUUUGGUGGGGACUUGGAACACGUGGUAUGGCGAGCAGGAUCAAGCUGUCCACCUCUGGAGGUAUGAAGGAGGCUACCCAGCACUCACAGAGGUCAUGAACAAGCUCAGAGAAAAUCAGGAAUUUGUGAAUUUCCGCAAGGCAAGAAGCGACAUGCUCCUAUCCAGGAAGAAUCAGCUGCUGUUGGAAUUCAGUUUCUGGAAUGAGCCUGUCCCACGCUCAGGACCCAAUAUAUAUGAACUCAGGUCUUACCAGCUCCGACCAGGAACGAUGAUUGAAUGGGGCAAUUACUGGGCUCGAGCGAUUCGCUUCAGACAGGACAGCAAUGAAGCUGUUGGAGGCUUCUUCUCUCAGAUUGGGCAGCUGUACAUGGUGCAUCACCUCUGGGCUUACAAGGAUCUUCAGACCAGGGAGGAAAUCCGGAACGCCGCCUGGCAUAAACAUGGCUGGGAAGAGCUGGUGUACUACACAGUCCCACUCAUUCAGGAAAUGGAAUCCAGAAUUAUGAUCCCGCUGAAGACCUCGCCCCUACAGUAAAGCUACGGAGCUCCUAUGUGCCUACACACGUUGACGUGACAAAUAUCUGACAUCGCUUAAUGUUAAUUGUGUAUCAAGUUGGCAGAGAAAUAACUGAUGUGUCCACUGCUGUAUAUAGCUUCAGAGAGACCUCUUUUCUUUGAAACUGACAUGAUUGCAAGAAAGGAAACUGGCGUUUGGGCGGAUGGUCAGCAGUGCUCUGCAGACUUCUUUGAAACACCUCCUUGGUGGUCAAGCUUCCCAGAUAACACCCUGCCAUCUCUCCCCACUCUCUGGGCAGAGAGGGCCCAGACUGAAACCUGAAUCCUCUCUAAAUCAGACGCCAACCGUGGGGAGAAAAAAAAAGAAAACAACACUAGCCAUUUAUUUAUAAAAAAAAAAAAAAAAAGUAAAUCUGUUUUAUAGUUACAGAUUUUUAGCAAAUUUCUUGUAUCAGGAAGAAAUGCAGAUCUUGUCAUCGUUGCAUUAUUGAUUUUGCCAAGUCUCAAAGCAAGAAGAAAUGGUGAAGAUGUUCUGAUUCCCUCUCAUGUUUAAUUAGCUUCCGAAGCUGUGCCCGGGACUAAGCUAGUAGUGGUGGGCAAAGGACAUUUCAUCAGUAACUCAGUCUUCACACCGCAUGUGGGGGUGUAUGUGUGAGAGGGCUUGGACAAGUGGCUCGCAUAUUAAUUCAAAAUGAACAUCUGGAACAGCACUCAUUUUUUCGUGCUAUUUUUCUAUAACAAGUAGCAACAAGAAGCGGUUUUAUUUGUGACCUCAGGUGAUCUCUGGUUCGUAGUAUAAUAAGCUCACAGCAAAUACUUCCAGAAUCAUCUCUGAAGAGUACAUGUUGAGACCGAAAUCAGCCUGACGCUGCCUUCUCUGCCUCACUGUAUUUGGUUUCAUUUUUUUUUAACAGUGUGUCAGUUUUGUGGCUGUCAUCAUGAGAAAGCUCUGUUGACAAAAUGAAAAGAAUUGGUGUGUAAAGUCAAAGUGUGAAUAAGUCUCAUGUCAGAUGUCAAACUUUUACAUGUGAAUGGCUUUCUCCAAGAGCAUAUACAAGCCAAUAAAAAUCAACUUGAUUUUCA